Homarus americanus (American lobster) is the source of this 1669-nucleotide messenger RNA. It is a transcript of the gene Arpc1, whose product is annotated as actin-related protein 2/3 complex subunit 1A-B-like. Gene Ontology annotation, cellular component: Arp2/3 protein complex; actin cytoskeleton. Gene Ontology annotation, biological process: Arp2/3 complex-mediated actin nucleation. Gene Ontology annotation, molecular function: actin filament binding. The transcript is spliced from 11 exons. NCBI's taxonomy places the organism in Eukaryota, Metazoa, Arthropoda, Malacostraca, Decapoda, Nephropidae. The record is from RefSeq and is a predicted model, not a curated record. The coding region runs from base 131 to 1273 and encodes 380 amino acids.
CAACAGGUUGAGACACAAGCUGUUUUGGUCAGAAGUCAGGACUUGUGGGUGUUGUUAGCGUAGACUGACCAGAGUCCGCUAAUAUCCUUCAAUAUUUAGUGUUACAGACACCUGCUCCAAGUGAUACACCAUGACAGAAGUGUUCCAGUUCGGCCUCGUGCCCAUCACUUGUCAUGCCUGGAAUAAGGACCGCAGCCAAGUGGCAUUGAGUCUCAACAACAAUGAAGUGAAUAUAUAUGGCAGAGCUGCAUCAGAGUGGAAGCUUCAGGAAACACUCCAGGGUCAUGAUCUGCGUGUCACAGGCAUUGACUGGGCUCCCAGCACCAAUCGCAUUGUUACAUGUGGAGCAGAUCGGAAUGCUUAUGUGUGGACUUGUGCAAUGGAUGGGAAGUGGAGUCCAACUCUUGUGCUGCUGCGCAUCAACCGUGCUGCCACGUGUGUCAAGUGGUCCCCUAAUGAAAACAAGUUUGCUGUAGGGUCAGGAGCACGUCUGAUAUCUGUGUGUUACUUCGAGCAGGAGAACAACUGGUGGGUGUCUAAGCACAUCAAGAAGCCCAUUAGGUCCACCAUCACCACCUUGGACUGGCACCCCAAUAACAUACUUCUGGCUGCAGGAGCUGCAGACUUCAAGGUUCGCAUAUUUUCGGCUUGGAUUAAAGACAUUGAGCCAAAACCAACUCCAACUCCCUGGGGGGCGAAGAUGCCUCUUGGCCAACUUAUGACGGAGUUCUCUAAUUCCACUGGAGGAGGGGGCUGGGUGCACAGUGUGAGUUUCUCUGGAGAUGGUAACCGUGUGUGUUGGGUGGGCCAUGACUCCAGUCUCACUGUGGCCGAUGCUGGGAAGGAAAUGGCCAAAACCCAGUUGAAAACGGAGUAUCUACCUUUUACUGCUGUAACCUGGGUCUCACUAAAAUCACUGGUGGCAGUGGGCCAUGGGUGCUGUCCAAUGUUAUACUCUGUGGAUGAUACUGGCAAGUUGACCUUUGUAACCAAGCUGGAUGUGGCACAGAAGAAAGAAACAGGCAGUCUAAGAGAAGUGAAUCCCAUUGAAAGUGCCAUGAAAAAGUUCCAGUCCCUUGAUCGUACUGCUCGCUCAGACCAGUCAGACACUACUCUUGCUACCAUUCACCAGAACACCAUCACUGGUGCUGCUAUAUAUUCUGGUGACAAGUCUGGCUGUAGUGCCAUUUCAACAUGUGGAGCUGACUCACAGCUGGUUAUAUGGAACUUUAAGUCGUUGGAGCAGUCUGUAGCAGAUCUCCGUUUGAGUUAAGUUGAAUCUUUCAUGUGCCAUACUUAAGAUGACAUUCAUCAAUCUUUUUUGUAUGUGUGGUUAGAAUAUUUGUGAUACAGAGCAGGAACAAUGGUACACAAAGUUUAAUGGCUGAAUGUUAGCACUUUGUAAUAAACCUCCUCAUUCACUGUGUUGAGUUUUCUUAAAAAAAAUUCAAUAUUGCUUUUACAGCUCACUGUUGAACAGUUAUUCAUGGUUAUAUUUGUUUUGUUGACAGUAUAAUAUUAAUUAUUCUGAUAAACUUCCUCUGGAGAGCUGGUUAUGUGUGAUUACCAGUGAUUGAAUUAAUUAUAUAAAAUGAUUAUUAUUGCUAAGAUUAGCUACAAAGUUUAUCGAGGCAUUCCAAAACAAUAAAAUACAAAAAAAAAGAGGAAA